UGCCUGGUGGAACAAAAUAUCUGGAAGCGGUCGUGAAGUGUCAUGUCGUCUCGGGCAGCGGCGCACGGCUCCUCUGCGCGUUCCGUCCUUGCGCAUUAGCCGCAGACACACGUAAAGGAGAAGACAGGAGCACGCAGCGGUGACAAGGAGCUACUCAGCCUGAAACUGACGACAGGGAAGCCCACUACGCACACUCGUGGACCCCGGACUCUUCUACUCCAGCGCCAGAGAUGACAGGAGGCUGGCUGUGGACGUUUGGGUUGCUGCUUCUCACGGUCCGGGUGGAGAAAUGUGUCACGAGCAACAACGAAGACGCCGUUUUCAUCCGAGAGUUCACCCUCAUUCGCCGGGACCACCUCCACGAAGAGCCCCUCCAUGACGGCAACCAAAAGCAAGAAGACUCGAGUUCCAGAACGGCCCGGUCAGAAGAGGACAGGGACACUCUUUGGGACGCCUGGGGGUCUUGGAGUGAAUGUUCUCGUACCUGCGGAGGCGGCGCUUCAUAUUCACUGCGGAGAUGCCUCAGCUCCAAAACCUGUGAGGGGCAGAAUAUCAAGUAUCGAACAUGUAGUAAUGUGGACUGUCCCCCAGAGUCCGGUGAUUUCCGCGCUCAGCAGUGCUCAGCUCACGAGGACGUCCGAUACCAGGGUCGAUACCACGAAUGGCUCCCUGUCCCCAAUGACCCCGAAAACCCCUGCGCUCUCAAGUGCAAAUCCAGGGCAUCCGGCUUAAUGGUGGAGUUGGCUCCUAAAGUCCUGGACGGGACGCGCUGUUACACGGAAUCUCUGGACAUGUGCAUCAGUGGAGCGUGUCAGAUCGUCGGUUGCGAUCACGAGCUGGGAAGCACGGCGAAGGAGGACAACUGCGGCGUCUGCAACGGAGAUGGGUCGUCCUGCAGGCUGGUGCGAGGACACUACAAAUCCCAGCAUGCAUCAGGAAAAACUGAAGACACCGUGGUUUCGAUUCCGUACAAAAGUCGUCACGUCCGGCUGGUUCUGAAAGGCCCGGAUCACUUGUACGUGGAGAGCAGGACGCUGCAGGGGGUGAAAGGUGAGCUCGUCCUGGAUAAGACGGGUCAGUAUCAUCUUGAGAACACGACGCUGGACUUUCAGAAACUGUCUGAUAAAGAAGUCCUGAGGAUCACGGGGCCCCUGGCAGCAGACUUCAACGUCAAAGUGCAGUUUUCCAGCGGGCCUGACAGUGUGGUGCAGUACAUCUACUACCAGCCCAUCGUUCACCGCUGGAGAGAGACCGACUUCUUCCCCUGCUCCGUCACAUGUGGAGGAGGGUACCAGCUCACGUCGGCCGAGUGUUUCGAUCUGCGCACCGGUCGAGUCGUGGUGGAUCAGUACUGCCAUUACUACCCCGAAAACGUAAAACCGAAACCGAAGCUUCAAGAGUGCAACAUGGAGCCUUGUUUGGCCAGCGACGGCUACAAGCAGAUCAUGCCGUACGACCUCUACCACCCGCUGCCCAGGUGGGAGAGCAGCCCCUGGACGGCCUGCUCUACUUCCUGCGGCGGCGGGAUACAAAGCCGCUCCGUCACGUGCGUGGAGGAGGACAUGCAGGGGAACAUCACCCCCACAGACGAGUGGAAGUGUCUGUACUCCCCCAAAACGGCCGUCGUACAGCCCUGCAACGCCUUUGACUGCCCCACCUGGCACGCCCAAGAGUGGUCUCCUUGUACGGUAACGUGCGGUCAAGGGCUCCGGUACCGUGUGGUGUUGUGUAUUGACCACAGGGGGCUCCACGCUGGAGGUUGCAACCCCACGACCAAACCCCACAUCAAGGAGGAGUGUCUGGUGACCGUGCCCUGCUUCAGAGCCGCAGAUACUCUCCCUGUCGAAGCAAAGGAGCCGUGGCAAAAACAGGCCAUUGAGCUGGACGAAGAAACAACAGUGACCGAAGAGCCAACAUUUAUCCCUGGGCCUUGGGAGCCCUGCAGUAAAUCCUGUGGAGCGGGCGUACAGCACCGCACCGUCAAAUGCCAAGUGCUGCUGUCUUUUUCCCAAACUGUGGCCGACCUGCCCGACGAUGAGUGCGAGGGGGACAAACCGGCCGAGACUCAGCCCUGCUACAGGACCCCCUGCUCCGGAGCCGAGGAGCAGCCGGAGGACGACACAGAAAAGGCGUUUGAGAAGGAAGAACUGCACGACUGGGAGUAUGAAGGAUUCACCCAGUGUUCAGAGAGCUGUGGGAGAGGUGUACAAGAGGCUGUUGUGAUCUGCCUGAACAAACAAACCCGAGAAGCGGCCGAUCAGAGCCAGUGCGACAGCUCCAGACGACCGCCCCAGCUCCUCCAGGACUGCAACACCCAACCCUGCCCACCCAGGUGGAGCACUGGUGGGUGGAGCUCCUGCUCUGCUACAUGUGGCGUGGGUCUAAUGACGCGCUCCGUGGCCUGCACUCGCCGGCCCUUUCGGGGCAGUAACCACACAGAGGUGCUGAAGGCCGAGGACUGUCCGAGCCCCAAGCCCAGCCCCGUCCAAGCGUGCAACCGCUUCGACUGCCCUCCCAUGUGGGACCCACGUGACUGGGGCAAGUGCUCGAGGAGCUGUGGUGGAGGAGUUCAGAGGAGGCAGGUCCUGUGCAAACAGCGUUUGGCAGAUGGCAGCAUUUUAGACCUGCCCAACACAUUCUGCCCCUCAAAGAGCCCAGUGACCCAACAGACCUGUGCCCGGCAGGACUGCCCCGCUAUGUGGGUCACCACCGAGUGGUCCCAGUGUUCAGUGACCUGUGGCACUGGGGUCCAGAGGCUCCAGGCCGUGUGCCGGAAACAAGGAGAAGACGGUCGAUAUCGCACCAUUCAUCCCACAAACUGUUCUCAGAUCGCCCAUCCCAACAGCGUCAGGCCGUGCUCCCUCAGCCUCUGUGACAAUUCAAUCAAACCAGGUCCAACCAGUCAACCCCCAAAGAAAGUUUACAUCCAGUUGCAAAAGGGCAAAAAGCUGCAGGUGCUGGUUGGGGGCUACGCUUACCUCCUCCCCUGGACCCCCGUGGUCCUUCGCUGCCCCAGUCGACGCUUCCGUAAAGGACACAUCCAGUGGUUAAAGGACGGUAAACCUUUAUUCAGCCUCUCUCACCUCUCCAUCACGUCUCUGGGGUAUGUGAAGAUUUACCAUUUACUUCCGUCCGAUGCCGGCGUUUAUACCUGCCUCGACGGCCAAACCCGAGAACAUUUAGUCCUGAAGAUAAUUGGGAGCAAGCAGAAACUGUCGUUGUCCGAAGCUGCGAUCUCGAGGCUUAAUGGCCCUCAAAAACCGGGCCAAGCGGAGCUGCCUACUUCCUUAUUAAACCACUAUGACAACAUCGUGGAGCGUUUGAUCGAGCUCAAAGGAUCUGUCCAGGAUGUAACAGAUUUUGAUAAGCUUCAUUUGAGUGAAAAGAACAGAUCGACCUUGGAAAACGAAGGAGGACGAUUAGAACACUCCGGACCGGUUGUGCUCAUUGCCGAUAGCCACAAGCUAAAUGAGAUAAUGCACAGUCCGUCUGGGGAAGAACAGCUAGCCCACCUGCUUAAUGACCUAACCAAGACACACAGUGAAAGCAAUGAGUCAACCCUGCAUCCGGGAACAGCAACUCAAAAACCUCUCUAUUAUAAUACCAAAGUGCACACGCCAAGGCCAAGACGACCCGUGAUCAUUCAGCAGCCACGCAGAAUGGGAACAGCGCCAUCUUCCUCUGAGAGAGCAGUGCACGUGGGGCUGCCAGUGCUGCUGCAAAAACCAGUAGCGAGUUUGGAGUUGAAAUGUAAUACUUUAGGGAGUCCACCGCCAAUCAUAAAGUGGAGUAAGAAUGGAAAAGCACUGAGUUACAAUAGCAGAGUAAUCGCGUUGCCCAGCGGUUCACUAAAGAUUCUCUUCCCAAACAAACACGACGAAGGCCUUUACACCUGCACCGCAAGGAACCGUUUUGGGACCGCUAAACUUUCAUCGUGGCUGCAAGUAAACGUUGGAAAAGGAAGAAACUGUGCCCAAGGUCAAUGUUUGGAGCGGAGUAACAGCAGUCAAAUGUGCACUGGUCCGACCUGCUCUUUCAGGUGGCAGGUGGAGCCGUGGACCCAGUGCUCGGCCGUUUGCGGAGGCGGGUCCCAGCGCAGGAGGGUGCGAUGUGUGACGGGUGUGGCGGGCGCGACGGGGGCAGACAACCGGGACAAAGAAGUGGGGAGCCAUCACUGCUCAGGACGCAGCCCCUCCAACACACGACUGUGCAACGUGCUGCCCUGCGUCCGAUGGGCCACGACGCCUUGGGGCCAGUGCCACGGUCAGUGCGUAGGUUCAGGUUUGGCCACACAACAUCGUCACGUUUACUGCCAGGACACGAACGGGACCAAAGUGUCCUACAGGCUGUGCAGCGGACUCCAGAGGCCCAUCUCUGUGAGGAACUGCUCCACUGACGCCUGCGCCCUUCAGUGGAGGAUAGGCCCGUGGACUCAGUGCACUGCCUCCUGUGGUCGUCAUGGUUUCCAGUCUCGUCUGGUCAGCUGCGUGCACCGCCGCACGGGCAAGGCCACGCGAGAACAUCACUGCAUGUGGAGGCCCCGCCCCUCCAGCUGGCAGAGGUGCAACGUACUGUCCUGUGGCAGAGCAGGAGAGUGCCUCGACAGCACCAGAUACUGCAACAAGGUGCAUCAGCUGGAGCUCUGCCCUCUCCCGCAGUUUAAGACCCGCUGCUGUCAGACCUGCAGAAACACCUGAGACCUGGGAACUACACAAACUAGACCGGACUAAGACGAGACGCUCCCCCAUAGUGUCACCACAACAGGACCGUGAACACACCGCGACGCCACGGGAAAGGAGCCACGUUCAUAUCCACAUAACGGACUCAGCGGGGUGUGGAUUUGGGGUGGACUCGUCGUGAAGGCUUCAAUUUUACUCCAAAUUUUACAAAAUCAUCGUCACAGUCAUUCGCCAACAGCAUUAUGAGAAACAGGAACUCGUGGUAUGUCCGUCUGAGCCAAAAUGAAACUAAAAAGGCGUUUUCUGCACCAGUUUUCCAAAAAGGCGAAAACGUUGAGUUAUAGCAGCACCUUACAUUCACUGCGCAGUGCAAAAAUAAUACCAGAUGUAAAAUAUACAAGAAAAUAUAUUGAAUUUGAUGGGGGACCUCUGUGUUAAUCACUAGAUAUUUGCUUUUAUUGCAGCAGGUCCAGAUUUAAUGGUAACUGUUUUUAAUAGAUUGGAGGAAAAGCAGCUUAAAUUCUCUAAGUAGUAAAUGAGAAAUAAUGUUCACCUGGAAAAGGGCUCAUGGCUCAUUAAGGCUCGUUUAGCAGUGAACGGUCAUUUAAAAUUCAUUACGAUUGCAGUUGUUUUAAUGGUUUUGGCCAAACAAAGACUACGUUUGAGUUCAAUUGCUUUUGCAUGGGUUGCACUAAUCUAAUAUAGAGGAGUUUGGCUGAAGCAAAUACAUUUCUUCUGCAUUUGAGGAAAAAGAGUGAGAGACUUUUUGCACUCAGAUCUCCUUUAGGCCUUUUGUUGAAAACAGGGCUUGGGGGAGGUGUUUUAAAACUCUGGUUUGUAAGUAAGUGUUAAGAUUUUUAUUUUUGUAAGAUACGUUUUAGAAAAGCGUUUUAAGAAAUGUUUAUUUUAACCACUUAGAGGCGUAGUGACGUAAUAGUCUUUUGCUGGCAGACGUAUUCUUCAUUCAAGUACGGAACAAUACGAUACAGAUAAAAUACAUCAUGGUUAAAUAGAAAUAAUACCUGGCAGGCAAAUUUUGCACUUUUCUCUUUGAAUAUGUCUUGGGUGAGUCUUUACAUUGACCAGAGCCACAGACGAGGAGGAGGAAGAGGAGGAGGAGGAGGAAAAGGAGGAGGAGGCGACUGGUCCUUUCAUCGAGUCAAACGUUUUAUGUGAAAAAACAUGUUUAAAUGUAGAUAUUAUCUUGUUGUUGACUAUUUAUUUGAUUGUUUUCAUGUAUAUAACUGUAAAUAUCAAAUGCCUGAGUAUUCAUAUCCCUGUAGAUUAUAUGGAUAUUAAUGUUAUGGGGACCCCUGCUGGUGACAUGAUGCAUUACUCUGUUGAUUUGUGGAAAAAGCAUUAAAUAAAAUGAAUUACAUUCCUAUUGUAAA
Messenger RNA from Periophthalmus magnuspinnatus, 6070 nucleotides. Its product is annotated as ADAMTS-like protein 1. Gene Ontology annotation, cellular component: extracellular matrix. Gene Ontology annotation, molecular function: metalloendopeptidase activity. The transcript is spliced from 26 exons. The record is from RefSeq and is a predicted model, not a curated record. Gene Ontology annotation, biological process: extracellular matrix organization. NCBI's taxonomy places the organism in Eukaryota, Metazoa, Chordata, Actinopteri, Gobiiformes, Gobiidae. Bases 231 to 4697 code for a protein of 1488 amino acids.